Molecule: messenger RNA, 4813 nt
Organism: Eupeodes corollae
Lineage: Eukaryota; Metazoa; Arthropoda; Insecta; Diptera; Syrphidae
Exons: 11
Coding region: 431-3724 (1097 amino acids)
Biological process (GO): intracellular signal transduction; regulation of G protein-coupled receptor signaling pathway; G protein-coupled receptor signaling pathway
Source: RefSeq, a predicted model, not a curated record
CAAACAAAUAAAAAUAAGGACAACAUAUUUUGCAUAACGAAUACAUUUUUAAAAAUAUUUUUGCAUGGUGUGAAAUUCAAGGGCCUCGGAAUAAAUCCACUGAUCAAUCAGGCUGGCUAAUGUUUGAUCCUACGUGGAAGUAAGCCAGAAAUGGGCCUGGGGCUGGAUCGGGAACCAGCUAACAAUAAUCUGUUAAGGUCGCAGCCCCGUUUGUGCGACUUUUUAUUAAAUAAAUACGUUGCCUUUUUAAAAGAAUACAAGUACAUUGUGCAAAUUAAACCAAAAACAACAAUUCGGUUUUAACUAAAAAUGAGGCACUCAAAUAUUUUUAUACACAAAGAUACAAUGGAAUUCGGAUAAAUCACUUUUUUUAAAUAAUUUUUAUUCCCAAAUUGUGCCAAUUAAGGCACAGUUCUACUAUCCUGUGGUCAUGGAGCCACCUGGCGGUGUAUCGUCGGACAAAGAUAGGCAAUUAGUAGUACAUCAACAACCAAACUUAACCCUCUUAAAAUCUGCAAAACAUCAACAACCUCAACAACAACAUUCAGCACUCAUGGGUAUAUCGGUUGGAAGUCAACAAACUAUCGAAAAACUUUCUCGUCCAUUAGCGUUUGAUAAGAUGGAAUCUUUGGUGCGAGAAAUGCAAGAUCCGGAGCACGGAGUUCCAGUGAGGCAGCAGAAAAUGUUUUUGACAUCGAUCCCUUAUGCAUUUAUGGGAUACGAUUUGAUUGAAUGGCUAAUGGAUCGUUUGAUGAUUGAAGAAUCUGAAGCACUUAAUAUUGCAAAUCAAUUGUGUCUGCACGGUUAUUUCUUUCCUGUCAAUGACACGAAAACUCUUGUAGUCAAAGACGACUCAUCACUCUAUCGGUUCCAGACUCCCUACUAUUGGCCUUGGCAACAUAAAGCACCUGAUAAUGUAGAGUAUGCCAUAUAUUUGGCAAAGCGAUCUCUGCGUAAUAAACAACGACACGCCUUAGAGGAUUACGAAAGCGAAGCAUUGGCUAGUUUGCACAAAAAUCUCAAAGGCAAAUGGGAUUUCAUUUCUAUGCAAGCUGAUGAACAGGUUCGACUGGCAAAAGAACGAAAAAAAGGUGACAAAAUUGUUGGAGAUUCACAGGAGCGUGCUUAUUGGCGUGUCCACCGUCCACCUCCCGGCCAGUUUACUCCUUUGGAACCUUGUCCAGUACCAUCUCGAGAUCGACAAGGAUUGAAAUCUAAGAAAAAAACCGUUGAAGAUCUUCAACGCGAAGUAGACUAUUUUCAAAAGUCUCUCACCCGCACGCGAAUGAAAAUGUCACAAGCUUGUGAAAGCUUAGUCAGCUAUUCAGAGACCUUUGCUGAUUAUGAUUUCUUCUUACAACCAGUUCUUCCUUCUAAUCCAUGGGUAUCUGAGGACAUAACAUUUUGGCAGCUGAACAAUACAAUUGUCGACAUUCCAACAGAGAAACGAGUGCGGCGAUGGGCCAUUUCGAUUGAAGAACUCGUCUCAGAUCCAACUGGCCUGCAUGAAUUCACUGCAUUUCUUGAAAAAGAAUAUUCUCAUGAAAAUAUACGUUUUUGGAUAGCUGUUAAUCGUUUAAGACGUUCGGCUCAUUCACAAGUCUCGAAAAAAGUCACCGAAAUUUAUGAAGAAUUUUUAAAGCCUGGAGCACCUUGUGAGAUUAAUAUCGACGGAAAAACAAUGGAAAUAGUUCAAAAAGGCUUAAAAAAUCCUUCCCGGUUCACCUUUGACGCAGCUGCUGAACACAUUUAUAUGUUAUUAUUAAAAAAGGAUUGUUAUCCUCGUUUUAUUCGAUCGGAACAUUAUAAAAAUCUCUUGGCCACCGGUAUACAGCCAUUGCAUAAAAAGAGAUUCUUUAACUUUGGCGGAGUCGGUGUAAAAAAGAAGGUGGCGGUGAAUGCUGCAACAACUCUAUCUACUACUCAAUCACACGUAAGUGGAGCUUCGGGAGUUAGUGCUCCUGUGCCGCUUCCAGGACAUUUAACGCGUCGCAGAGGUAGUGACAGAAGUCUCUCGGGUUCAGUUCAUGAAUUAGCGGUUAUUGGAAUUAAGGACGCAGGCAACAAAGUCCCUCAUUCUCAUAGUCAGAGCAAUUUGUGUGAGAUUACCUACAGGGACGGUGUGAAGCCUGCCGUGGAUAAAUUAGAAACAACUAUGGAAUCAGCGAGUGCUAUAUGUCCAUGGGAUGAAGCUGAAACUAUACAAGAUCCUUCAGCUACGAUACAGCUUUCGGUAUGUCCAUGGGAACAGGAGGAAAUACAAAUCCCACAAACAACCUCCAAACGACUACCAAGUACUUCAUCUGAUAUAUCUGAUGUUUCUGAUCGAAUGAGAAGAUCAUGUGGUCUUAGACAAAAUACUGUGGAUAGUUGUGAAAGCAGCUCAAAACGAUUGAUGCCUAAUUUUACCGAACAACGAAGAGCUUCGGUAACCUUGACACCAAGAAUAUCGGAGUAUGCAAGAUCUAUGAAAGCAACAUCUCUUAAUGUUCCAAUUUAUACCGAAGAUGUUUCAUUUCUUUCUUCUGCUGAAGAUUUAAAAAAAUCAACAACUAACAUAGAUAGUGAAAAUGUAUCUGCUGUUCUAAAUAAACCUAUCGAAUCAGAACCUAUUCAACCAUCCGCUGAAACAUUAAUUUCGACUGCUGAAAUAGAUGACGAUGAAGAACUAAAAAUAAUGCCUGAUGACAAUCCCGAUGAAAAAACUAAAGAUACAACUGAAGACGACGUACAAACUGAAGUACAAAUUGAGUUGAUACAAAUGGACACAAAUUCCGAAACACAAAAUCUCGCUUCUACUUCUGUUGAGAUACCUGAAUCGUUUGUUAAGAGCGAUGUAAAAUUCGAUAUACCAACUCCUGAAGUAAACAAUCCUCCUUUGGCAGUUGAACCUGCUGAGCAACUUGACAUUCCUGCCAUCAGUAACUUAAACAUGGCAUUAGAUGAAACCAAAAAUGCAACGAAUAAUUGUAAGAUUGCUAAGUCAAAUUCAAGUAAUUGGCCAGCUAACGAUACUAAAUUACCAAUAGCCAACACCUCUAGUAGCCUUAAAAAGGCUCCAUCAAUUCAAGUCGAAAGUUUAAUAGAUUUAAAAGAACACGAAAUUCCAAUGAAAACGGAAUCUGAUACAGUAAAUGUUAUAACUUGCCUUGAUCCGAUUGAGGCCGAUAUACCCAUAGAGCUUCCUUCAAGUGCAACUCAAAAUCAAGCACUUUGUAUUGUUAAAAACAUAAAAAUUGAUCAGGAUCUUGAACUCUCAUCGGUAGACCCUAGAGAAGAAGAGAUGUGCGAUGAGGAAGCUCUUCUUCAUGAAGAGCUUUCACCAACUACCGAUGAAUACCAUGAGGGUCUUCAGUUUGAGGGCCGAACUGAAUCCUAUGACUAUGACAUUGACGAUGUUAUAACUCCUGGUUGUGUUGCACCAGCACCAACGCCUGCGCCCUCGCUUGCGCCACUUGCUGAAAUCGAUAUUGAUCCAGUUGAAGAUGAACUCGAGCAACCAGUUAAAAAGCCAGAGACCGAGGAGUUAAAGAAAAAGCGAAAAAAGCAUAGUUCGGAAAAUCGGAAGUCCCUUGAUAAGACUGGACCUGAUAAUGCUGCUGGUGCACAAUCUAAGCCAGAGAGUGAUGCAAACCAUAAAACUGUUUGUCCAUGGGAGGAUGAAGACGUUUCUUCAAGCGAUACAACUUUUGUGAAAACCUAUGCUACACUUGGUUAUUUGUGAAUAAGAUUCUUACAACUCCACAAAGUAGAAGUUAAAAUGUAGGGCAAAUAGAUUUUUGUUGUUAACUAUAUUUUUAUGCAACGACAUAAAAAUAUUAAAUGAACAUGUUUAAGCCAAAAAAGGACUUAGUUUUAUAUUUAUAAAAAUGCACUUAAGAAAUUGUCUUUGCUAAAAGCUUAAAUUUAUAAUUCAUCGCAUAUUUCUAGUAAGUUUUAUAAAAUGUAUACACGUUCUUAUUUACAUAAUAAACAAAAUAACAGAAAAAGAAAUCAAAUUUCUUUAAAAUAAGAAACAAAACAAAAAAUAAAUAAAGUUAUCUAUCAGGUAUUAUAUUGUUAUAAAUAAUAAAAAAAAAAUAAUAAUUCACACUACAAACGAAAGUUUCUAUUACAUUUACCUUAGUCAUGUUCACACACUUAAAAGUCAGGAAAAAUAAAAUAAAAAAUAUUUUUUUUUUAUUGUUUUAAUUUGUAUUAUGUCAAUAUUGUUUCUAAGGUUAACACAAAGCAGAUGGACUACAAAAUUUGUAUUGCUUGGCAUACAAUGAAUUUUAGAGCCCCAGUAUGUAUGUCAAACAAUUCAACUUUUUGGAAAUGGAUUAAAUAUACACAUAAUAUACUGUUAAUAUUUUCUGUUACGACAAUAAAUAUCGACUUAAUCGAUUUGUUGGCUUUAAUUUUCAUACAAACCAUAAUAAUGACUUGAAAUGGACAAAAAAACGGUUGACAAGACACAUUAAAUGAAAUAAAACGAUAUAAUUUAAUAUGGUGUUUUAUUAAAAAAUUAUUUACAAUAAUGCUCUUUGUCUAUUAUCCCUGGUUAAAAAAAUAUAUAAAUAUCUUUAAACAGAUUACAUAAGUUAUAAGAACAAAAGUAAACUGUUUAUGUCUAUUAAAUAGAAAAAAAUAAAAGUAUAAAGGAUUCUGUAAAAUUGGACUACAUAAUGUGAUCUUCCAUGUGUAAAUUAAUAAUAAUUUAAUUUGUUUAACUAAAAUCAUGUAAAAUGUAUGCAUGCUGUGCGAUUUAUCGCAUGUGUUUUUAAUUGACUGAGUUUUACUUAAAUAUAAGUUAAAAUUAAAUAAAUCAAAA